CACUGGCGGUACAUAUCCUAUUCAUAAGUCGUGAACUUCAAAAAGGAUCGCCAGACACACUUUUCGUCUUUCUGAAGUCAGCACUGUAUUUUUUGCGGUUCCUGCCUUUAAAAUGGGACGUUGGCUGUUGGUGCUGAUUCUUUGUUCAGCUGUGAGUCUGUCGCUGAUAGAGGCAGCUCCCCCCAGAAAGCCACUGAAUCGGUACUGCUGUCCACAUUUCUGGACCCUACGAGGUAACCGCUGCUACCGAUUCAUUGGCAAGACCCUGGAUUGGCACGGCGCUCAAAGUUACUGCAAUGGUUUGGAUCACAAGGCCAACUUGGUGUCACUCAAUACAGAAGGAGAGGCAGAGUUCGUUCAUCAUCUGUUCAAAGAGAAAGGAGGAGGCCUGUACACUCAUUACUGGACGGGCCUGAGCGACAUCGACUCGGAGGGUAACUACAAAUGGGUCGGUAUCAACAAACCGAUGACCUACAGCAAUUGGAAUACCAGGCAGCCAGACAACGCCGGGCACAACGAAGAUUGCAUUGAAGUAGUCACUCACUCUGGCUACUGGAAUGACAUCCACUGCACCGAUAGACAGCCCUUCAUCUGUGAGCGACCACAGCCAGUCUCUUACUAGAACAGUAACCAUGGUGACGAUUUCGAUUCCUAAGAUGUGCUCACAAUUACCCUCGGCGUGGACUUCACCGUUUUGUAAACGUCAUCGCUUUCCAACGCCGUAAAACCAGUAACAUUUAGCUCCCAAGAAAAUAAUGAACAGAACAACAACAAGUUCUCCUGACGAGAACUUAAAAACGAAGCCGUUUACCGGUAACUUUUGUGAUUUGAGUUUUUGACUCGGAACUAAUUAACAUGUCAAUCAUCUCAAGAACAUUUUUCCAGGAAGAAAAUAUUUCCUCUUAAAAAAGGCCUCCGUAGUUUAAUCCAAUGAUUACAGUAGUAAGCGAUUUGCUGUUAAAAUGUUAAUAAUG
This is a messenger RNA of Patiria miniata (bat star), 974 nucleotides long. Its product is annotated as echinoidin-like. The transcript has a single exon. The record is from RefSeq and is a predicted model, not a curated record. The coding region runs from base 113 to 622 and encodes 169 amino acids. Gene Ontology annotation, molecular function: signaling receptor activity. NCBI's taxonomy places the organism in Eukaryota, Metazoa, Echinodermata, Asteroidea, Valvatida, Asterinidae.